UUCUUGAUCUUGAUUGGACAAUUGUCGUAAUAGGUAAUUUCACUAUUUUUAAGGCCCUGAUAGUUACUUCCACUAUUUAUGAGAGGAAACCUUUAUAAAGCGUUCUACCGAGAGCUAACGUUCCAACAAAUUCCUGCAUACUCUCUCUCUCUCUCUCUCUCUCUCUCUCUCUCUCUCUCUCUCUCUCUCUCUCUCUCUCUAGUAGAGCCAUGGCUGAUACUGCAUGCUUCAAUGUGAAGCUCUCUGAUUCUCACUCUACUGUUACGGAAGCAGAUACUCAAUCUCUGGAGAAAGUUUUCACUCUCAAACAAGGCGAAUUAAUUCACUCCAACUCCCAGAACGACAUCGUUCCAUACCACGAAACCACCCAUUUCGUGUCCUCAAACUGUCUAACUACUGAUUCCAGCUCCGGGUCAUCUGAUUCUGAACAAACCAUUCAAGAAUCUGCUGUGAUUCACGACCUGGGUCUUGUCUCUGAUCUUGGUUGCCUUAAAGAAAGCUCGUUCUCUGAUUCCUUUAAAGACUUCGAAUACGGAAACGACAACAAGUUCUUAAGAAAGAAACCGACAUUGGAGGAAAUUGAAGCCUCGAUUCUCAUGGCAGGCGAUUCUAUAUUGAGUGAUGAAUUGAGAAUUGGUUUCCAAGAUGAGGUUAAAGUUGUCGACAACAAGUUCUUGGGAAACGACAAUGAAUUGGGCAGUCGUUUGAAAAUGAUCAAUGGAGAUCCGAGAUGUUCUUUGGAGAUUCAAGUGGUUGAUGAAACCGCCUUGAUUGGACCAAUGUCAGUCCCCAAACUUGGAAGGAAGACGGAAUCGGUUGCUCCAUCCAAAUCCUCAAAGGGUCUUGUGAACAAGAAUAGAAAGAUAGACUUUCUUGAGAAAAAGGUGGCAAGAGGCUCUCCAAGCAGGACUAAAGGAAGGAAAAAUGUCGUUGUGAAGAAAGGAGAAAGAAGCAAGAGCAUGUAUUCAAGGGCAGAAAUGGAAGCCCUAAGGUUUGUGAACAUUGUUGAACAGAGGAAGAUGUGGAAAGAUGUGCAUACCGGGCUUGGUCCUAUUGUACGGAAAGAGUAUGAUUACUUGGUCAGCUCUAAGAAUCAGAAGAAUUUUCAAUUCAACUUUGGAAACAAUGAUGAACCCACUUCAGUUCUAGGUGCAGUUGGUGGAAGGGGAAGAAGUAAUUACAUGAAUGUGUUUGUACAUUGAUAAUUCACAUAGUUGACAUAUGUAGAUACUUUCUAGUACUUGGGAUGUCACUAUUCUGUUAUUCAUUUUUUCUGUACGGACAUUUCUUCUUGUAAACAAGGUAAUGUGUAACGUUUUAUCUUGGUCGGAAACUAGUGGUGCCAUGAACCUUUUUUUUUCAUUAAGAAAAGUAAAUGACAUGUUACAUUUUUUUUUCUUAAUUGAAAAAUCUUAAAUGUUGGGUUGGGAAGUGUGUACCAAUACUUGAAUGAUUUACACUAGAAUCCACAAUGUCAGAAUGGAGAUUAUUAUUCCAAUGGGGCAAAAAACACAGAAUGUUUUUGGUAGUAAUUUUUUUAUGUCAAUGUUCAUAAUAUACAUAUGACA
This is a messenger RNA of Cannabis sativa, 1568 nucleotides long. RefSeq lists its product as uncharacterized. The transcript is spliced from 2 exons. The record is from RefSeq and is a predicted model, not a curated record. Lineage: Eukaryota; Viridiplantae; Streptophyta; Magnoliopsida; Rosales; Cannabaceae. The coding region runs from base 210 to 1202 and encodes 330 amino acids.